UUGCUAGAAAAUUCUUCAGUACCGUUCUGCUGGAAACUGAGCUAAGUCUUAGUUGUACACCACUGCUCUUUCCUUGCAUGGUCCUGGUGCUUCGUUAUAGAUUCGAACUAGCAGUGUUCUUUGGAAUGCGUGCGUCCAACUAAAUCCCUUUUUCCUGCGUUACAGUGAGUAUGAGUAUGAGUAUGAGUAUUUCGCCAACUGAGCUCCUCUAUGCACCGCUCAAGGACUGAGUACAUCCGCAGUGUCUACAGCGCAACGCAAAAUCGACGUAGAACAAAGAAUUAUCAGUAGUGUUUCUUGUAGGUAAAGAUUCAUGACCAGCCCCUCAACGGGAACAACCUCAAUGACGAAGGCGGAACAGGCGUCGCGUCCGCAGCAGUGCGACAUUCGACAGCCAGCGCUCACUAGUCAAGUUUCGCAGGUCCAUACGUUCAGCUUAGUGCUGGUGGUCGUAUUGGCUUGGUCCGCUAUUGCGCCCUUACCCGCCACAGCUGAGUUGACAGUGACGUGUAUCAGAAACGCACCAAGGAACUGUAGCUACAUAGGAGGAGAAGCCAAAUACGUCUGCCUAGUCCGGGGAGCACCCAACUGGGUCGCAGACAUACAUGUCAGCCCCGGACGCCUGUCCUCGUAUUCCAUACUCAACGUUCCCGGCGGACAAAACGUGCCGUUCGUUUUCGAAAACGUCAGCCUCUCAGAUAACCACCUGACACACUGUGUAACGGCCAGUACUCCCCAGUCUUCCAGGCAGGCCUGCUUCCAAGUGACAGCAUGCAUACCGAAUAUCCUGAACUGCCGGAUGAUAAACUCUACCGAUUCGGAGAACUGUACGGAUAUUGGCAUGGAUGUCAAGUACCACUGCACCGCUCGAGGUCCAGACCUGUCCCUGGCCUUGCUCAGUCCCAUCUGCGGGGGCAGUCUCAGUGUUCAGGAGGCGACCGGCGGUCAGGAUCUUUUCUUCACGUUCCGCAAACUGAGCUGGGCGGAUAACGGGAGAACGCACUGCAUUUUCGCCCGCACCGCACACGAACAGCAGCAGCAUUGCCUCAAACUGUCCGUCUGCCGUCCAAACCUUGAUGAGUGUUCCCUUGGAAUACAUAGCUGUGCUGCUGAAGCUAACUGCUCCAACACCCAGGAUUCCUUCACGUGUAUGUGUAACCCUGGAUUCACCGGCACUGGCAUGGUCUGUCAGGACCUUGAUGAGUGUUCUCUUGGUACACAUAGCUGUGCUGCUGAAGCUAACUGCUCCAACACCCAGGGUUCCUUCAUGUGUAUGUGUAACCCUGGAUUCACCGGCACUGGCAUGGCCUGUCAGGUAAGCAGCAAAUGCGACAAGAUCGUGGAUGCUGUUACACGAGGAAGUUUCGAUCUGUCUUGGGUCCAGCCAGAGUCAGGAAAUACUGGUGCUGGAGUGCGCGUGGCGACGGGAGCUGCAUCACGGGUCGACCGCUUGCUCAUUGGUGCUUCGGGAUUGGAUUUGUAG
Messenger RNA from Sycon ciliatum, 1483 nucleotides. Its product is annotated as fibrillin-3-like. Lineage: Eukaryota; Metazoa; Porifera; Calcarea; Leucosolenida; Sycettidae. Bases 314 to 1483 code for a protein of 389 amino acids. The transcript has 7 exons. Gene Ontology annotation, molecular function: calcium ion binding. The record is from RefSeq and is a predicted model, not a curated record.